Molecule: messenger RNA, 2223 nt
Organism: Drosophila novamexicana
Lineage: Eukaryota; Metazoa; Arthropoda; Insecta; Diptera; Drosophilidae
Gene: PIG-B
Product: GPI mannosyltransferase 3
Exons: 5
Coding region: 244-1893 (549 amino acids)
Biological process (GO): GPI anchor biosynthetic process
Cellular component (GO): endoplasmic reticulum membrane
Molecular function (GO): alpha-1,2-mannosyltransferase activity
Source: RefSeq, a predicted model, not a curated record
UCUGCGUGUCAGUUGUGCAGCCCUGGCAACGUCGGCGUCACUUUGCUCUUUGCUUUGCUCUUUAGUUCGCGUUAUUUUUAGGCCGCCUAACACAACUUUUUUCACAACGCCAGCGCGCCAAAUGUUUUUCUGGCUAAAAUAGAAAAAAUUCCAUCAAAACACGCAAGUUUCCGCUUAUAAAACACAACUCACACGUAGCGCUAUCAAAAUUUUAAGUUAACAACAAGCCAAAGCGUAGCCAUUAUGCGGCUACUAUACGCCUUCGCGCUGAUCCUGGCCGUGCGGCUGGCAUCGGUUUUUGUGGUCAAGACCUACUACGUGCCGGAUGAGUACUGGCAGAGUCUGGAGGUGGCUCACAAGUUGACGUUCGGCUAUGGCUACCUCACCUGGGAAUGGGUACGCGGAAUACGCAGCUACGUUUAUCCGCUGUUAAUAGCUGCCGUAUAUAAAUUGCUGGCCCUGCUGCAGCUGGACAGCGCCCAGUUGUUGGUGCUGCUGCCACGUCUGCUGCAGGCCACGCUGUCUGCCUACUCGGAUUAUCGGUUUUACGUCUGGACUGGCAAACGCAAGUGGGCGCUCUUUUUGAUACUCGUGCCCUGGUUCUGGUUCUACACGGGCUCACGCACGCUGGCCAACACGCUGGAGGCCUCGCUGACCACAAUUGCCCUCAGCUACUUUCCGUGGUAUGGCGAGGGCACCGCCUACUUGUGGCCAGCGGCAAUCUGUUGCUUUCUGCGGCCCACAGCGGCUGUCAUCUGGCUGCCAUUGGCUUUCCAUCAUCUGCGCAAGAGCCGCUUGUCUGUGCCGGAGCUGAUCCUCAAGCGCUUCGUGCUCAUUGGUUUGCUGGUGGCCGGCGCCGGCAUUGCCAUAGAUACCUACUGGCAUGGUGAGCUGAUUGUGACGCCGUGGGAGUUCCUCAAGUACAAUGUGCUGCACAACAUUGGCAGCUUCUAUGGCUCGCAUCCGUGGUAUUGGUACUUCACUGUGGGUCUGCCCACAGUGCUGGGCAUCAAUACGCUGCCUUUUAUAUUUGGCAUCAUGCAGACCGUGCGACAGGGCAACAAGUUUCCGAUUAGCAAACAGCUCUUGAUAAGCAUAUUGGUGACAUUGCUGGUGCUGAGCACGGUCGAGCACAAGGAGUUCCGUUUUGUGUCCUCGCUGUUGCCGUUGUGCCUGUACGUGUCGGCGGAGGCGUUGUCACGCUGGAGCUAUCGCGCCUCUCGAACUCAACUGUGGGCGGCCGCCUUGGUCAUUCUGGUGGGUAACGUUGUGCCCGGUUGGUAUCUGAGCACCGUGCACCAGAAGGGACCCAUUGAACUGAUGCCUAAGCUAAGGGAAAUAGCUCAGGAAUACCGCGACGAGCGCGAGCAUCGCGCCAAUAUACUCUUCCUCAUGCCCUGCCACUCCACGCCCUAUUACAGUCACAUUCACGAGAAUGUCACAAUGCGCUUCCUAACCUGUGAGCCCAAUCUGGAGCAGCGGGAUAACUUUAAGGACGAGGCCGAUCGCUUCUUUGAUGCACCCAUGCACUGGCUACGCUCCCACAUACCGGUGCAUCCGCUGUCAGCACUGCCCUCGCAUCUGGUGCUAUUCGAUACGCUGGGCGACAAGAUCAGCGAGUUCCUAGCCAACUACAAGCUGCUGCACAGCAUUGAGCACGCCGAGGUAAACAAACUGGUUGACUCCCAGGCGUUGCUGGACGAGUGGUCGUCAGCGUUGGGAACGCAACUGCCUAAUGUCGCGUCUCUCUUGCAGUACGUGCAGUCGCGCACCGGUAAGAGCAUUCUGGUCUAUCAGCGGCUGGAGACGGGCGAGGAGAAUGCAUUUAAUCGGCAGGAGUAUCGGGAGCAGGAGCCUGAUCUGCCGCAAUCGAGUGAGAACCUGUUCAAUUGAAUAUUGUAUUUUUUGCUGGCAUUUUAUGUAGUUAUUAUCAUCAGUUGUUGCAAAUUUUCAAAUGUCAUUUUCCUUUUAAGUUGUUUUGCAAAGACUUAAUGCAACAGUUAGCCCUCCGUGAAAAGCAAACAAGUAACAAAUUGAAAUUAUUAACUUUACGGCCUUAGGAACAGUUUUUAAAACGUUUUCGAAACAAGUUUUGUAGUGAGUGAACGCGUUUUCUUUUUUUGUACUUUUGUGGUAGUUGAUAAUAUUUUUUAACUCAAUAGUUUUGUAUUAGGCGAAAAAUGUCUAAAGUGAGGCAAUAUAUUUAAGCGUAAAGUAAUAUAA